UACAAUGGACAAACUGUUCUGUUAUCUGCUGUUCAUUGGCAUGGCAGUGAGAGCUGAGAUCUGUCCAAAGCGCUGUGCCUGUCAGAAUUUAUCUCCAAACCUUGCAACCCUUUGUGACAAGAAAGGGCUACUAUUUGUCCCACCAAAUAUAAAUCGCAGAACUGUAGAACUACGUUUGGCUGAUAAUUUUGUAACAAGUAUUAAAAGGAAAGAUUUUGCCAAUAUGACCAGUCUAGUUGACCUAACGUUGUCAAGGAAUACAAUAAGUUACAUUACACCUCAUGCAUUUGCUGAUUUACGCAAUUUGAGAGCAUUGCAUUUAAAUAGCAAUCGAUUGACUAGAGUAAUGAAUGAUAUGCUUAGUGGGCUUUUAAACCUUCACCAUCUGAUUCUCAAUAAUAACCAGCUGACAUUAAUUUCAUCUACAGCUUUUGAUGAUGUUUUGGCUCUAGAAGAACUUGAUUUGUCUUAUAAUAAUCUUGAAACUAUACCAUGGGAUGCUGUGGAAAAGAUGGUUAGUUUGCACACGUUAAGUCUGGAUCACAAUAUGAUUGAAUAUAUCCCAAAAGGGACUUUUUCACAUCUUCACAAAUUAAACAGAUUAGAUGUGACAUCAAAUAAGCUUCAAAAGUUACCACCUGAUCCACUGUUUCAGAGAGCUCAGGUGUUAGCGACCUCAGGAAUUAUAAACCCUUCCACAUUUGCAUUGAGCUUUGGUGGGAACCCAUUGCAUUGUAAUUGUGAAUUAUUAUGGCUAAGGCGACUUUUAAGGGAAGAUGAUUUAGAAACAUGUGCUUCACCACCACUUUUAUCUGGUCGUUAUUUCUGGUCAAUCACUGAAGAAGAGUUUUUGUGUGAGUCACCACUUAUUACAAGAUAUACACAAGAACUGAGAGUACUAGAGGGACAAAGAGCAACAUUAAGAUGUAAAGCCCUUGGAGAUCCUGAGCCUGCAAUCCAUUGGAUAUCUCCAGAAGGAAAAUUAAUUUCUAAUGGAACCCGGAUUCUCGUCUACGACAAUGGAACAUUAGACAUUCUUAUUACAACUGUAAAGGACACUGGUUCUUUUGCAUGCAUUGCCUCUAAUCCUGCAGGAGAAACAACAAAAACUGCCAUGCUUCACAUAAUGAAACUCCCUCACUUAGUUAACAGUACAAAUGAUAGCCACGUACAAGUUCCUGGAUCUUCGGAUAUUUCUACUUCCACUAAAUCUGGCUCUAAUGCUAGCAGCAGCAAUGAAGAUACAAAAAUUAACCAAGAUAAAAAAGUAGUAGUGGCAGAAGCAACCUCAUCCACUGUCCUUAUUAAAUUUAACUUUCAGAGAAACAUACCUGGAAUACGUAUGUUUCAAAUACAAUACAAUGGUACAUAUGAUGAUUCCCUUGUUUACAGAAUGAUACCUCCAACAAGCAAGACAUUCCGUGUUAAUAACCUGGCUUCUGGAACUGUGUAUGACUUGUGUGUUUUAGCAAUUUAUGAUGAUGGAAUCACUUCACUGACAGCCACAAGAGUUGUGGGAUGCAUACAGUUUACUACAGAACAAGAUUAUGUCCGCUGUCAUUUUAUGCAGUCUCAAUUUUUGGGAGGUACCAUGAUAAUUAUUAUUGGUGGAAUAAUUGUUGCAUCUGUAUUGGUUUUUAUAAUUAUACUUAUGAUAAGAUAUAAAGUUUGCAACGGUAAUGGAAACCAUAAAGCAACAAAGGUCAGCAAUGUUUAUUCUCAAACUAAUGGUUCCCAAAAUCAAGGAUGCAGUGCUUCAAUGCCACCAUCUGCAUCCAAACAGAUGGUAGUACAUGAUGACAGUGCUCAGUGUUGCAAAGCUUCUAAUGAUAGUGGGGCACAAUCUUCAGACACUUGCUUAAGCCAAGAUGCUCCCACCACUACCUCUGCUUUGCCUCAUACUUGGACUUCAACUAGUUCUGCAUCUUUAAAGCAGAAGAAAAAGACUGUCCUCAAGCCAAGUAUGGAAUCACAGACUGACACAGUUUUAAAUAUGGAGUCCCAAAACACAAAUAGAAAUAAUUCAACGGCCCUUCGGCUUUCUAGUCGUCCUACUGGCUCUUACAAAGAUACUCCUAUGUAUAAAAGAGGGCAAUCAAAGCCAAGUAAAUUUCUUACAUUACCUGCAGAAACAUCUAGAGCAAGGAGAAGAUAUUCCUUGAAUGGUGAAAUAAUGGAAUACCAUUGUUAUGUUAACUCACAAAAUACAGGUGGAUUAUGGUCCAAAAGGAGCAUGUCUAUGAAUGGGAUACUUAUACAAUCAGACAAUUCUGAUAUGGACAGUGGAAAAGCAACAUUUUCAAGCUCUGAGUGGAUAUUAGAAAGCACUGUGUAAUAAGUUCCUUUAUUUUUAAAAAGGGUAAAUUCUCAUUAAUUCCAAGCACUGUCCUUGAAAAUUAAAAGUAGGAUUCCCAAUCUAAUUGUUUUAAUUUAUGGCUUCUACAAACAGGGUUAUGUAUGAGCCACCAACUGCACCUUCUUGUUCACAUUAAAAGGUGUAAAAUAACCACAUACAGAUGAAUUAUGAAUAUGGAGAUACAAAAUUCUUAAAACUGCACCAGUGCCUUCCCUUCCUAUAGGACUGGCUUCCUGGUUCUGCUUCACCAGAAGCAUGAGACUUAAUUCACAAAAAAAGCCUUUCAUAUGGGAAAUAAAAUUUCCUUCAAGCUUACAAAUCACACAAAAAGACCAAUUAUGGAAGAAUUAGUAAAAUAUUUUUUAAAUGACCAGACUGUAUUUAUUUUUGAGUGAUAAUGGUGUUGCCUUUAUUUUUAGGCAAAUGAUGUACAGAACAACUUAUGUGUUGUUAUGUUGUGUAAAAUAAAAUAUUCAAUAUCUAUACCAA
Bombina bombina (fire-bellied toad) is the source of this 2845-nucleotide messenger RNA. It is a transcript of the gene LRFN5, whose product is annotated as leucine rich repeat and fibronectin type III domain containing 5. Gene Ontology annotation, molecular function: protein binding. The record is from RefSeq and is a predicted model, not a curated record. Bases 5 to 2335 code for a protein of 776 amino acids. NCBI's taxonomy places the organism in Eukaryota, Metazoa, Chordata, Amphibia, Anura, Bombinatoridae. The transcript has 2 exons.